AUGAUAAACGCUGUUUAUCCAUUGAGGAUAUCGACCAACUUGAAUUGCCUGUUUAGGACGUGGAUUAUUGUGCUAUACUUUUUGCAGGGCUGUCCUCAGCUUAAUACGGGAAUGGCAUCGUUGAUCGACCGCAGCGAUAUGAUACUCAGGACAGCGUUUUUCCUGCUUUCACCCCACACGCCGGACAAGAAUGGUGCCGGCGGCAACACGAACUCACUCGACAAACAUACGUACGGCCAUCGGGGCGGCGGAAGUGCCGGCGGUACCGGCGAGGGUACGAAUGCGGGCGAGAGUGGCGAAUCCGGCGGUCCGGGACUAUCGAACUACUUCGAACAGAGCAGCGACAGCGAGGAGCUGCUCAAGUACUACAAAAUGCCGAUGCAGUUCGGGACCGAGAACUACACGCUGGUGACGUCGCAGAUAGGCAGCACGGCACACGUCCCCUGCCGGAUUCAUCACAUCGGCGAGGGUGUGGUGUCUUGGAUCCGGCGAAAGGACUAUCAUCUACUCACCGUUGGCUUGACGACGUACAGCAGCGAUGAAAGAUUUAGUGCUACCCACCUGCAAAAUUCAGAGGACUGGACGCUGCAGAUAAAGUUCGUGCAGGAUCGGGACGCCGGUCUGUACGAAUGUCAGGUGUCAACACACCCACCAACGUCAAUAUUUUUAGAGCUGAAAGUGGUCGAGGCACGGGCGGAAAUAGUUGGACCACAAGUGAAGUAUCUGACACCUGAUUCGACGCUGAAGCUGAUAUGCCGGGUGGUACAGAGCACCGAAGCCUCGGCAUUCAUAUUCUGGUACCACAACAACCGCAUGAUCAACUAUGACCUCGACCGGGGCAUCAACGUUUCCACCGAAGCCGAUUUCCACUACUCGGAACUUACGAUAAGUCAGGCCAGCAAGGAGCAUUCGGGAAAUUACACCUGCGUUCCAAGCAAUUCACAGCCAGCGAGCGUGGUUGUACAUAUAUUCAAAGGUGAUAAUCCGGCCGCUAUGUAUCACGAGCAUCGCAGCUCAUCAACGAUACCGUACCGGGACCGUUUGGAAAUGUUGUGGUUGCUGGCCUUCCUAGCGGUGCCACUGUUCGUACGAUGGUGGCGUGAAGCCGACCUAGCCGAGGACAACAGACACCGCGCGGUACGAGUGGUCGGCCGGCGGACGAACAGCGCUCCGUGCGAGAACGUUCGUUACUGCAGCGUGACGGCGGGAUGGUUGGAUGUAGCGUCCGACAGUAGAACACACCACGUACCGGUUUACACCGACGCCGACAACCGUCAGCCACAACAAGCGUUGCAUCAAAUGGGAUGUCAUCCGAUCGCAUGCUUCUGA
This is a messenger RNA of Anopheles marshallii, 1329 nucleotides long. RefSeq lists its product as uncharacterized. The coding region runs from base 1 to 1329 and encodes 442 amino acids. Gene Ontology annotation, cellular component: neuron projection membrane. The record is from RefSeq and is a predicted model, not a curated record. The transcript is spliced from 7 exons. Gene Ontology annotation, biological process: synapse organization. Lineage: Eukaryota; Metazoa; Arthropoda; Insecta; Diptera; Culicidae.